Messenger RNA from Neodiprion fabricii, 506 nucleotides. Its product is annotated as sperm mitochondrial-associated cysteine-rich protein-like. The record is from RefSeq and is a predicted model, not a curated record. The transcript has 3 exons. The coding region runs from base 22 to 492 and encodes 156 amino acids. Lineage: Eukaryota; Metazoa; Arthropoda; Insecta; Hymenoptera; Diprionidae.
UUCGGCAACUUCGAAGCAAGGAUGGUUGAUACAACGAAAAGUCUGUGGUCCAGGAUAAUGGAGGGAGGAAGCGACAACUUGCUUAACAUCGGUGGUGAAAAACGUACCUGUCCCUACGACCGAAAGAGCUGUACUACCAAGUUAAUGGAUGGCAACGCCAAGCAUGAAUCCAACAAAAGUUCGGCGGCGCAGUGUCAUCCUGGAUGUCCGGAGCCCAAGAGGCCUUUGCAGCCCGAAGAGUUUUGCCCGGAUAUCGGCAAACCGAAGCCGCCAGAGUGCUGCUUUAUCCGUAUGCAGGAUCCCUGCGCGCCAUGCUGCUGUCCGCCUCCUCCGCAAUGCGAAGAUGAGUGUCACCGCGGACCAAAGAGGGAUCCGAUUUGCGGCUGCGAUUUGUGCAAGAAGAAACAAUGCCCAGAUGGGAAAUGUUGCGGUCCGAAAGAACCGAGCUGCCAGAAAGGUGUCAAAGAUCCGAACAACCUCGAGAAAGCUUGAGAGGUCAGAGAUUA